Messenger RNA from Grammomys surdaster, 930 nucleotides. Its product is annotated as olfactory receptor 7G2-like. Bases 1 to 930 code for a protein of 309 amino acids. Gene Ontology annotation, cellular component: membrane. The transcript has 2 exons. Gene Ontology annotation, biological process: G protein-coupled receptor signaling pathway. The record is from RefSeq and is a predicted model, not a curated record. Gene Ontology annotation, molecular function: G protein-coupled receptor activity; olfactory receptor activity. NCBI's taxonomy places the organism in Eukaryota, Metazoa, Chordata, Mammalia, Rodentia, Muridae.
AUGGGAUUUGUAAAUCAAACAUCUGCUUCAGAAUUCUUUCUUCUGGGACUAACAGACGAUCCAGAACUGCAGCUCAUCCUCUUUGAACUCUUUCUCUUCAUGUAUCUUGUCACAGUGCUGGGAAACCUCAUCAUUAUCUUGGCUGUUAUCUUUGACUCUCACCUCCAUACCCCAAUGUACUUCUUUCUCUCUAACUUGUCCUUCACUGACAUCUGCUUCAUCACCAGCACAGUUCCGAAGAUGUUGAUAAGCAUCCAGAGACAGAACAAUUCCAUCAGUUACACAGAUUGCCUUACACAGAUGUACUUUGUUGUUUUUCUUGGUGGAAUGGAAAACUUUCUUCUUGCAGCAAUGGCUUAUGAUCGCUAUGUGGCAAUCUGCCAUCCACUAAGAUACAUGAUCAUGAUGAAUCCAAACAUCUGUAUUAUGUUAACACUCUUCUCCCUGUUCAGUAGCAUGAUGGAUGCCCUGCUACAUAGUCUGUUGGUGUUGCGACUAUCCUUCUGCACAUAUUUGGAAAUCCCUCACUUCUUCUGUGAACUUGCUCAUAUAAUCAAGCUGUCAUGUUCUGACACCCUCAUCAAUAGCAUAGUGAUAUACGUGUCAGCUUUCUUAUUUGCUGGACUUCCGUUUUGGGGCAUUAUUUUAUCGUAUGUUCAAAUUGUCUCCUCAAUAUUGAAAACUUCUUCAAAGAGAGGUAGUUACAAAGCCCUGUCCACUUGUGGGUCUCACUUGUCAGUUGUUUCACUCUUCUAUAGCUCAUUGUUUGGUGUCUAUAUCAGCUCUGCCCUGACUGACUCUCCUAGAAAGACUGCAGUGGUUUCAAUAUUAUACACUGUGGUUCCUCAGAUGGUAAACCCCUUUGUGUAUAGUCUGAGGAACAAAGACAUGAAAGAAGCCUUGAGGAAAAUAAGUGAUAGGAUUUUGUGA